This is a messenger RNA of Linum tenue, 1500 nucleotides long. Lineage: Eukaryota; Viridiplantae; Streptophyta; Magnoliopsida; Malpighiales; Linaceae. The record is from the annotation of a GenBank genome assembly.
GCAGACCCAAAAUCAAGCAGCAGUCAAAUACUCGGUUUAUUCUCCUCUCUCCCACAAUCAAUCUCUUAAGAAAUGAGUAGUGGAAGGGAUUCCAUUUCCAUGUCGGCAGGCUUGGCAAUCUGCGUAGUUGCCCUGGCGCUUGCUUCGGCAGCCCAAUUAGCGUCGUCUCGGCCCACAACUUUCGCUCAGGACUUCCAAGUCGCAUGGGCCGACACCCACGUCCGCCAGAUCGACGGCGGCCGCGCCGUCCAGCUCCUUCUCGACCAGAACUCGGGAUGCGGGUUUGCUUCCAAGCGCAAGUACCUGUUCGGACAGGUCAGCAUGCGGAUCAAGCUCGUGCCCGGAGACUCCGCCGGAACCGUCGCCGCCUUUUAUUUAAAGCUGAACUCGGACACGGCCGGCGUGAGGGACGAGUUGGACUUCGAGUUCCUGGGUAACCGGUCCGGCCAGCCGUACACGGUCCAAACCAACAUCUUCGCUCACGGCAAGGGGGACCGAGAGCAACGUGUCAACCUCUGGUUCGACCCGUCAGCCGACUUCCACCUCUACCGAAUCCGCUGGAGCCAUUCCCAGAUUGUGUACUACGUGGACGACGUGCCAGUGAGGGUGUUCAAGAACAACGAGGCGAAGGGAGUGGGGUACCCGAACUCGCAGCCGAUGGGCGUGUACUCCACGCUCUGGGAGGCGGACGACUGGGCGACGAGAGGCGGGCUGGAGAAGAUAGAUUGGACUAAAGCCCCGUUUGUGGCCCAUUACAAGGACUUCGACAUUGAAGGCUGCCCGGUCCCGGGCCCGGCCCGUUGUGCCUCCAACCCUACCAACUGGUGGGAAGGCGCCAAUUACAAGGGCCUCACCGCUCUCGAGGCCAGAAAGUACAGGUGGGUGCGUGUCAACCACAUGAUUUAUGAUUACUGCACCGACAAAUCCCGAUUCCCCGUCCCGCCGCCGGAGUGCACCGCCGGCAUCUGAAACGAUGAAUUGCAGACACUGAGACACACGUCCUCGUAAUUAAAUGUUGAUUAAUUAAUGUUGGUGUUUUCAUGUUAAUUGGCACGCCGUGAGAUAAAUUAAAGGUGGUGGGGCGGAAUAAAAUUAGUGCUGCACUUCUGUUGUCCGGACGUACGUCCUUCUCAGGCGAGUCGUCGGCCGGGAGCCAGAAAAUGUUAUCCCGUAGCGUCUACACAGUCGUGUAUAUUUGUAAUUGUUUGUUUACUGUUUAUAAUUUUAUGGAGAAGGUUAAAUUAUUAAUACUAUAUAUAUAUAUACCAGCUUCUUAGACACAUUUUGUAACAAAAGCUGAGAACUUGAAAUUCGGACCGGGCGAAAUUCAGCAGCUUGAAGUUUGCAAAAAUUCAUCAUGACGUAUGCUUUCAAAAUCAAUUGUUAAUAUCGUGGACGGUGGAGAUUCGAACAUAUAAGUAUUUGGUGAGAUUAAACUCUAAUACUGUUUCAUAAAUCGUUUUGCAGGAUGUCUCAUUUAAUUUGUCAUGAUAGAUGGUA